CAUUUGAAGGAUGAUGUUGUUGCAUUUUCUAAAGUUAAUGUCUUUGAUGGUCUGUUCUGGCACACAAUGUCUCUCACUUAUUUGUUUCCACAUCUCUGUUUCAGUAAUCUGUUUUGGCCUCAUUCUGGUCCAGGAUGGAACCCGUUGUCCUCUUUUGCUGAAAAAAGCAGCAACAACAUGGGGGGACGAUUCGAAAGCAUUGAGGAGAUUAAAGGAAUUUCAAAACCCACACACCCUCCUCGAAGACCUGUACGUGCAGUCCGACCUGUGAGUGCUCUGAGUGGCAGCGGCUCCUUCCUGCAGAUCAACCACCUGCAGGGAGAACUAGUGAGGAAGAGGAAGGAAUGUGAGGACUUGAAAAAGGAGAACAAGUAUCUGUCUAACGAAAUUCACAUGGAAAGGAUAAUGAUGAGAACUGAGAGUGAGCUCACCAUGAGAAACCUGCGGAAUCUCAACCAGGAACUCCAGGCCCAAGUUAAAGAGCUGAAACAGAAGCUCCAUCUCAGCCAGCAGAGGGCGACACUGUGUUCCAGGGCAGCUGAGGAUGCUGAUAGAGCGCGAGCAGAGGCGGACAAGGGCAGGGCACUGGCAGAGGCCCGAGCACUAGACAGCAGGCAAGAAAAAGAUCUUGCAUUAGCUGACAAAAGACGGUUCAGCGAUGAACUACAGCUGCUGAAGAAAGAGCACAAUGAUGUCCAGCUACUUUUAGCACAGGCUGAAAAGAAUUACUUUGAGACUAAGCUUAAACUAGACAGGGCGUCAGGAGAAAAGCAUGCUCUCCUGGAGGAGAACAGAAUACUGGAAGAUGAGAGGAACACGUUACGACACAAACUCAAAGAACUGACUGAGGAGAAUGUGAAGAUAAUGGAAAAGGAGGUGAACUCCAGACGCAGAGCUUUGGUUGCUGAAGAGCAGAGUGAGAGAGCCAAUAAAGCCCAGCAGGAAGCUGAGCAGGAAAGACAUUUAGCUGAGCAGGAGAGGCAGGAUCGCACCAGGGAGUGUCUCAGCUGGAGAGAGAAACACCAGGCCCUGGCAGAAGUCAUCAGAGCACAGGAAGAGCUCAAGUCUCUGAGGCAGACCAAAGCAUGUCAAGCUAAUAUUAAGAGCUACUUCCUGUGUAUGACUGAAAGCGACCAGAGGGUUAAGAUCCUAAAAAAUCAAGAUGGCACACCAAGGAACUUUACGGAAGGAGACCCUGUGUACAUCUCCACACCUGACCUCAACAGUGAGGAUUCAGAGAGGAGGUCAGGGAGCAGAACAAUGUUCAGGGUAGCCGCACCUCGAGUUGGAAGAGACACUGGCCCAGCCCACUUCAGUGAGCUGUCACCAAUGGCAGACUCCCACGAUUCUGGAUUUUCAAGGAGAAACAGGAAAGUGGAAUAUUUCUGGAUCCCCACUGAUGAGGAAUAAUUGCACUUACAACAAACACUUAAGCUGAUCAAGUUUUUCCUUUAUUGUAAAUUCAGCAAUAUUGGUGAAUACAGCACUAAACAGCCUUACAAUGACAUGAUCAUAAGCCAUUUCAUUUGACAGUUGGACUGCAGUUAACAUGUUGGCAAA
This is a messenger RNA of Megalobrama amblycephala (Wuchang bream), 1560 nucleotides long. RefSeq names its product polyamine-modulated factor 1-binding protein 1. The record is from RefSeq and is a predicted model, not a curated record. NCBI's taxonomy places the organism in Eukaryota, Metazoa, Chordata, Actinopteri, Cypriniformes, Xenocyprididae. The transcript has 9 exons. The coding region runs from base 67 to 1410 and encodes 447 amino acids.